GUUGUCAAUUUGUAACGGAUUUCACUCUAUGAUUUCACUUGUUUCGUUACACUUCGAGUUCCUGUUAAAGUGUCAAUUUAAAAAAUUCGUUUGCCUUAAAGUGAAUUUAUUUAUAUAUAUGAAAAAUGGCAAGCAAAGAAGAAAUAAAUCUCAUGGCUGAGCAAUAUCUCAAAACUUUGAAAAUUCCUCCAGAAAUUGAAAAACCCACCACAGAACUGGUGAAAAAAAUGAUGUCUCAUGAGUGUUAUGCUAACCCCGAUUACGAAUGGUCAUUGAAUGAUUUUGAGUUGGGCAGAAGAUUGGGCCGAGGAAAAUUUGGUCGUGUUUUCAUUGCCAGAGAAAAAAAAACCGGCUUCAUUGUCGCUCUAAAAACGCUUAUGAAAAAAGAAAUUGUUAAAAGUGGUGUAGAAAAGCAAAUUUUACGUGAAAUUGAAAUUCAGUCACAUCUCAAGCAUCCAAACAUUCUACAGCUGCUUUGUUGGUUCCACGACAGUCACCGAAUUUAUUUGGUCGUCGAAUUUGCUGGUAAAGGUGAACUCUAUAAGCAUCUUCAGGACGGCAAAGACGGACAUUUCACCGAAAAACAAGCUGCCAAAUACACCUACCAAGUAGCAGAUGCAGUUAAUUACUGCCACCAAAAUCAAGUAAUUCACCGAGACAUCAAGCCUGAAAAUUUGCUAUUGACUUAUGAUGAUGAUGUGAAGCUGGCCGAUUUCGGUUGGUCGGUUCAUUCUCCAUCGUUAAUUCGUGACACGAUGUGUGGAACUUUGGAUUAUCUGCCACCCGAAAUGGUUGAACAUAAAAAAUAUGGGCAAUAUGUGGAUCACUGGUGUUUGGGUGUGCUUUGUUACGAAUUUUUAGUUGGACGUCCGCCGUUUGAAAGUGAAACAAGUGAGGAAACGUACAAGAAAAUUCGGCGAGUAGACGUCAAAUUUCCAGCCUGUGUGCCUGAGGGGGCCAAAGAUUUGAUAUCAAGGCUCUUGCGUCGGACCGGUGAGAGGAGACUUUCUUUAACAGAAGUUAUGAAUCAUUUUUGGAUUGUUGAGAACAAAUAGUUGAAUUUUAUUUAUCCUGCUUUUGUACUUUAUUUUAAUCCUGUUUUAAUUCUUCCAAAUUGUAAUAAAAAAUUAAGCUCUA
Messenger RNA from Tribolium madens (black flour beetle), 1137 nucleotides. RefSeq names its product aurora kinase C-like. The transcript has 5 exons. NCBI's taxonomy places the organism in Eukaryota, Metazoa, Arthropoda, Insecta, Coleoptera, Tenebrionidae. Gene Ontology annotation, molecular function: ATP binding; protein kinase activity. The coding region runs from base 126 to 1055 and encodes 309 amino acids. Gene Ontology annotation, cellular component: chromosome passenger complex; spindle microtubule; spindle pole centrosome. The record is from RefSeq and is a predicted model, not a curated record. Gene Ontology annotation, biological process: regulation of cytokinesis; mitotic spindle organization; protein phosphorylation.